CCAGAAAUUGCCAUUGCUUGAAUUCACUGAGUAGGCACUGAUUUGUGAUCCCACCAGGUUUUCUUUUAAAUAACAGCUGCCCACAGUUACAGGAUCCUUACAGGUGUGGCUUUGUGUAGUCAUUCUGACCUCCACAGCAUUAGGCUGAUGAUCCUCUGGCAGGGGUGUGCCCAGAUGCUCUGGUAUAUAAAUUUGGCCCAGUGUUUGUUUCAAUGUGUACAAUAUGGAGUGUCUUAAGUUGUUAGUACCUAGGAGUAUUCAAGAAGCAAUUUGCUUCCACUGUUGUGUCUGUGGCUGAGCAGCUGUUUGGGGUUAUGUGGUUUAAACAGGUGAGGAAUGUAGUUUGUUUUAUUUUCCUUAUAAAUUACUUUCUUGAAAGCCUUGCAUUUUCUGUGGUAACCAACACUCCAAGAGGCUGACUGCCAACCAAAUAAAGCCUUUCUGCCACCUUGAAUGCUUUUCUGCUAACCCACAGGAUAUAUAACUUCCUGGUUUUAGUUUAAUGACAAGCUAAAAAUAUAAAUACUGAUCAACUGUUGAGUGAUAUAUCUAAGUUGUAAGAUACUUAACCUGUGAGUACCUAAGGUACUUGUGAUAAGAACUGAAGUUUGAUAAAAAUGCAGAGAUGUGUUAAUACUUUAAACAAAACCAUCUUAAUGCUGGAAACAUUAAAAUGUAGCAGUGAUUGGGUUUUUUUGGUAGGUUUGGAUAUUUUGUGGGAGUCUUUGACCAAGAAAGACUGGACCGAAACAUCCUGGAAGUAUUUCUGUUGCCUGGUAUUCUAUGAUUUUGUGGACAUUGCUUUUUCAAAAAUAAAAAAAAAAGGAGUGGAUCAUUUAUAGGUAUUUGAAUAGAUUGCUGGUCAUAUAUCUGUGUGAGAUUUCAUCUGCUCUGUGUGUGCACUUUUUAAAGACUGGAAAGAACAGUGAUUUUCCUGUUUUCUCAAGCCCUGGAAUUGUGAAGUAAUAAAACAAGAUAAAUUAUCAUUGCUUUUUCCACAUCCUUUUCUUUCUGCUCUAUAGAUUCCCUAGCUACGAAGCACCAAAUACUUGUUCAGCCCAACACAACUAAGGGGUGAAACUUGGAAUUAUUUUUCCUCCAGAAGCUUGCAUUUAGCAGAGGGCAGCUUGCAAGUGUGUAAGAGCUGACUCCGAGGAUGAGAGACCAACACGCUGUAUUUCUCAUUCAUAAUCCCUUGAGUAAUCCUAAUCCAGUUGAGAUCUGUAGCCUUUAUUAAGUGUCACGUGGUAGAGGGUUCUUAAGUCUGUUCAUAACUGGGCAGUAAAUAAAUCAAAGUGUCUGCACCAGCUCUGGGUCGCACGUGCACAGGGACAUGGCCUGUGUUGUGCCGCCUGUCCAAGGGAACAUCUUGCUUUCCUAUUUGGAUUCUGAGGAGGAGAUUUUGCAUCUGUAACUAAAAAACAGCAUCAGAAAUCAGCGAUCAUUUGGGUACCGAACACAACCAAAAUUUAUCGAGUGAAGAGCUUCAGUUGUGUUUGUCUCAACAAAUCCAUAAAUUAGGACUUGGCAAGGUAAGUUGCAUUUUUCUUUUUAAUUCUUGGCAACAGGGUUUUGUGAUCAGAAGUAGCUUAAAGUUUAAGAUAAAAUAUCCUUUUUGUAUGCCAAGGUGUGUAUAAAGCUGCAUUUGGGAGUUUGGUAUCUGCAAUUCCCCUUUUUGGCACUGCAGUAACUGUGUGGUUGUGUGUUUGAAAUAAAACACACUUUCACCAUCUUGCUUGCAGUUACAAGUGGUGCCAGGUCUGAUGUGCACGUGGGCCAUACAGAGGUAUUUACUCUGAGGCAAGGCAGGAUCAUCACUUUCCCUAGUGCUAGCUAGCAUUGUUAUCCUUGGGAGAAGUAUUUGGUUUUUAAAUAACCUGUAGCUCUUAAACUCUUACUGUUUUUCUUUUAGCAGAACCUAAAAUUGAUUUCCCUCCAACAUCUCUUUUAGCUUUUUCCCUAGUAGUAAACUUUUUAGUCUGUUAUGUCUUCCUGUUGCCUUCCAUUUUCUGCCCACCUAUUCCUUCCAUUGCUGGAAUGUCUAUAGAACUGUCAGGUUAGUGGGCAUCCUGUUCAUGAUGCAUGAAAUGUCACCUUUCCUAGAAGCAGGCUUCACAUUAGCUGAGUUAUUUCUGGCAGGUCUUGUAGGAUGAGCACCACAUUCUGCAAAGAUCUAUGAGGUGCACAAAUACCCAAUGUGUUGGAUUUGGUUCAGAAUGCUGUCCCUUGCUUUGGUUUUGGAGAUGUUAAAAUAAUUAGGCUAAGCCAGGAAACGUACCUAGGCUUUUGUAGUUUGGGUUUUGGGGCAUUUGACUCAAGUGGAUUUGUGCAAGGUUUCCUUGCCUGAAUUUCAUGGGGUACCAGAUGGUGUUAUUGAGCAAGUCCUCUGUUUGUGUUUGAAGAGUUGCAAGAACGGUGUUCCCCAGUGGCUCAGGAAGUGCAUGGAUUCUGGCUGCUAUGUCUCUCUCUUGCCUGUGAAACAUUACCUCCUGUGGUAGGGAAUGUGUAUCUUCUCUAUGUGUGCGUGACCUUCUCCUGAGGCCCUGUACUUGGUGUUCCACUGGUUGUCUGUGUCCAUGUGGGCCUCUCAAGUCUGUGCCUCUUUAGUGGUGGUUUAAGUGUGUGUGGUGGCUUUUGUCACCUGGUUUUAGAAUGUGGGUGUUCUCUGGCAGGUGCUCUGUGCCAUGGCAUGUGUCAGGGACAGCCCAGUGCAAAGGAGGUGUGAGGAAAACCUGUUGCAGAGGCCUCCUGAUUACACCAGAGAAAAGGAAGUACUUCUGUAGGAGAGGAGUGGCAGGCAAGAGCAGGAUGAGGAAGGAGUGCUUGGUAGCUGGCUGUUUCCUAGAUGAAUAAUGUUUCUCACCUGUAAGUUAAGACAACCUGUACCUGAAGUGGUGCUUAUGUUCAGUUCAUCCACUCUUUGAGUCUGUCCCUUGAUUGGUCUCUGUUCCUCUUCCGUUUCUUAGGUGCAGGAAUUUAGGAAGGGACAGGUGCAUGUCACUGCUGGGGGGAUGAGGAAGGAUCCAAGAUGCUGAGCAGUUUCUUCCUCAGUCCUUCCAGCCCUGGAACAGGUUUGAUUCCAUUGGAGCCUGAUUUAUUCCUAUGCGCUCCUUUGCUCAGGUUGUGGCCCUGACAAAAAUCUGAGGGCAACACAUGAAAUUCAUGGCUCCAGCAACUGCUUGAGAGGGACCUGUUGAUAAGCCUUUUUAUGAUAUGAUAAUUAGGGCACACUAACACUAGGCUAUCCCUCGCUAUGGAUGGCAAAAAUGUGUUUAAAGUAGGGCUGCCCAAAUAAUAAAUGCCUGUUUGUUUUGCAGGGAGAGAAGGAAAUAAGAGAAAAAUUGUUCCCAAAGGUGACUUCAAAUCCAUGGUUACGUUUUAUCAAAGCAGGCAGGUGGUACCCUGAACACAUCCUCAGCAGGCAAAGUACUAAACACCAUACUUGAGUGUUUGCUUCAGGUUUGUUCUCCAUUGUUUGCAAGGUUACGUAGAAGUGUUCUAGUUCUUGGGGAAGGGGCCAAUUCAGAAUUAUAAUUUUUACCAUUGCUUCUCUGGAAACCUAAAACUUGUUGAAAUCUUCAGAUCUGUGUUAUUAAGUGAAAUUUUUGUAUAGGCCAGAUGGGCCUAAGUUCAGAAGUUCUGAACUUCUUCCUGAACUAUGGUUUUCCUGGCACUGGAGGUUACAAACAAGAGCUAUAACUGGUGAGUUUUGUGUGCAAUUGUCCCUUGGAGUAGUUAAUAAUCUGGAAAGCUGUCAGAGUAUUUGCAUUGUUUGAGCACAAAGAAGGCAAGGAGCUAGGUAAAACUGGGUGUCAUUUGGCAGCGAUUUCAGGCAAUCUGUGCCAUUGAUAUAAAUGAUGCUGUUAGAAUAAAACAAGAGUGUAGGUAUUUUGCUAAGAGCAUUGUGAUGUACCCUGUUGCGUCAGCUGGUUAUGGCACUGUGAGGAUGCCAUUGUACAGCUGGGCAUCCUGGGCAAGGGAGAGAGAGUUGCAGGCUUUGCUGUGCUUUAGAACCUCCUGGUGCUGCGGUGUGGCUGAGCAGGGCUCACCUUCCUGAGCCAACAUGGAUCACUCACCUUACACAACACCGGACACGCUCCUUCAAUUACUGUUUGUGCGGAUCUGAGCUAUUUUGAGAAGAAAGACGUGGGUGAGGUGGAAAGAGAUUGAAGGAGGCAAAAGGAUUGCAGGAAGCGAGGAAAGGAGGAGGACUUCUCCUGGGCAGAGGUGCCUCUUUAGUGACUCUGUCCUGACCCUCCAAAAUACUUUGAGCUAUGUUCUCCUGCCAACACCAGCCUUAACAUUUCUACAAGUGUUUAUUUCUUUUCCUUCAUUUCUCAGCUUUGUCUUCCGUGAAUUUCAGGGGAAAAUAAAAAUCUGUCGAAUUCUUCAGUGAUACAGUCUGGAGCUGCUUUGGCAGUGACUGUUUAUUUUCCAGAGGGAAAAUGUCUGUGAAUGACAUUCUGGUUACCCUCAAAGUGAGAGACUUCAAAGUUUGACCUAGUCUUCCAUUAGGAUCUGUCUACCCUGACCAGAGCUUCCACAGCAGUGAGCUUACUAAAGUCUGGAUGUCUGUUGUUUUAUACUGGCAACUGAUGGUAUAAUACACUCCCACACUCAAGCAGAUGCAUGAGAAUGAAGGCAAGCAGUGUUUAACAAAGCUGGCUAUUUUCUUCUGAUAGCUAAUUGCUAUUUUAGACUUAGCUUCCUGCUAGUUAUGAUUAGAUUAAAUAUCAGGUUUGUGUACAUCCCUCAUAAUGAGCUAUCCUUUACAGGGCACUUUAUAAAUAUUUGUCUACACUACAGAAUGUCUGUCUGCACAUACUACUUCUUAAUGACUUUUUAGUAGUUCCUGAUCAUUAUUGAAAAGCUUUUUAUAUGUUUGCCAAACAAUCACAAUACCUAUUUUUAUGCAGGUAGCUAAAGGUGCUGAACUGAUUCCUGUUUAUAAAGCUCACUUGCAAUGUGAAGCAGCGAGACAGAAAUCCACAUCUGAAUGUCUAGGAGUAGCUGCAGAAAUCUGGUAGUGUAAAAUGUACUUGGGCAUAAGAGCGGUCCUCUGAUCAUUGAUAUUAAGUGUUAAUAUAUUUAAUUGUAGAUUCUUGGCACUGAGACAUGUUGCAGCUGUUUUGAUUCUGACCAAAUGGUCUUCCCUGCAUCUCUUUUGUGUUUUUGGUGACACUGGGCCAUUCUGCAACGUUGAAGCAUUGGUUGGACAACAUGGGAUCAGGUAGUUCUGUAAAUGUCCAGUACAAGCACUCCCUGCAGAAGUCUGAAAAUGCUUUCAAGGCAGCUGUCUUGAUCCAGCAGUGGUAUCGGCGCCACGUGGCUCGGCUGGAAAUGCGCCGCCGCUGCACCUGGAGAAUCUUUCAAUCCAUUGAGUAUUCCUGCGAGCAGGACCAGAUCAAGCUUCACAACUUCUUCAGUUACCUCAUGGACCAGUUCACACCAAGCAGCAGCAAAGAGAGGGAUUUUAUCAGUCGCAUGUUUGUAAGUGGGGAAAGUUACAAAGAGGCAGAGCUGGAAAAAUACUGUGACUAUGAAUCCAUAGAGGUGCCAGACUCCUACACCGGACCCCAUCUCUCUUUCCCACUCCUCCCUGACCAUGCCACGGCCUUGCUGGAAGCUUUCCAACAGAAACAGCAGCUCCAUGCUCGCUAUGUCUUAAACCUCCUGCAUGAGACCAGGAAGCACCUCAAGCAGUUGCCAAACAUCAGUCAUGUCUCCACCUGCUACAUCGAGGAGAUCACCGUGUGUGGAGACUUACACGGCCAGCUGGAUGACCUGUUCCUCAUCUUUUACAAGAAUGGCCUUCCUUCCCCUUCCAAGUCCUACGUGUUCAAUGGGGACUUUGUAGACAGAGGCAAGCAGUCCCUUGAGAUCCUUGUCAUCCUCUUUACCUUCCUCCUGAUCUAUCCCAAGGAGGUUCAUCUCAACCGCGGGAACCACGAGGACCACAUGGUGAACUUACGCUAUGGUUUCACCAAGGAAGUGAUGCAGAAAUACAAGGUGCAUGGGAAGAAAAUCUUGAAGAUGUUUCAGAAUGUCUUCUGCUGGCUGCCCCUGGCCACCCUGAUUGAUCAGAAAGUCCUCAUUAUUCACGGGGGCAUCUCUGACACCACUGACUUGGACAUGCUUGAGAAAAUUCAAAGGAACAGAUUUGUUUCUGUGUUAAGGCUGAAGAAAAGGAAGGAAUCGAGUGGAAAACCACAAAUCCAGGCCAUAAAUGGGGAGAGCGAAUCAGGCACUGAUGCAACUCCCAGGUUAUCUCUACAGCCCCAGUCAGCCCAGGCUCCCAGCACAGCCAACAGGCGGGAGUUCUCCAGGUGGCUCCGGCAGACGGUGCAGGAGCAAAUCGACACGUGCCGCCGGCUGGUGGACAUCAGCGAGUCAGAGCCGGAGGAGCUCACCUAUUCCAGCAUGGUCUCCUUGAAGGAUGCGGAUGAACCAUGCUGGACUCGCCAGGAGGAAUGGAAGCAGGUUUUAGACAUCCUCUGGAGUGACCCCAUGCCUCAGGAGGGCUGCAGAGAAAAUAAGGUGCGAGGUGGUGGCUGCUACUUUGGGCCUGAUGUGACAGAGAAGUUCCUUGAAAAGUACAGCUUGCAGUUCCUGAUCCGCUCUCACGAGUGCAAGCAGGAGGGCUACGAGUUCUGUCACAGCCGCAAGGUGCUGACCAUCUUCUCAGCCUCAAACUACUAUGAGAUUGGCAGUAACAGGGGAGCCUAUGUGAAGCUGGGACCAGACCUCAUCCCCCACUUUGUUCAGUACCAAGCAAACAAGACAGCCCAUUUGCUCACUAUGACCCAAAGAAUCAGCAGAGUAGAGGAGUCAGCCUUUCGAGCCUUGCGGGAAAAGCUCUUUGCUCACACCUCAGCCCUCAUCAGUGCCUUCAAGUCCUACGACAGGGACAAUACAGGAAAGAUCACUCUGAGCAACUGGGCGACAGCAGUGGAGUCAGUGCUGCGGCUGGGACUGCCCUGGCGAAUGCUGAGGCCGCAGCUGGUGCGCAGCGCCGAGGACGGCAUGCUGGAGUACAAAUCCUGGCUGGAUGACCUGGCCAUGGAGCAGAGGAGCCAAGAGCACAUCCAGUCCAGCUUGCUGGAAGUCAUUUAUCGAAACAGAUCCAACUUAGAGACCAUAUUCAGGAUCAUAGACAGAGACCAUUCAGGUCUCAUCUCCUUUGAGGAAUUCCAGCAAACCUGGAAGCUGUUCAGCUCCCACAUGAACAUUGAACUCACGGAUGAUGGCAUUAAUGACUUGGUUCGCAGCAUUGACUUCAACAAGGAUGGGAACAUUGACUUCAACGAGUUCCUGGAAGCCUUCCGCCUGGUCAGACAGUGCCCGUCGUGAGAACCUGCUGGGAGCUGCCAUGUCCCAUGCCUUGAUUUCUACAAAGCCAGGACUGUCCCACCUAACCUAGAGUGUGCCUGCAGAUGGCAAGCAGGGAAAGGGGAGGCAGGUGCCCAAAACAGAGAUCACUGUAGGUGACAGCUGUGACCCAUCUGGGGAGGCUAACAGGUGAAAUAGAUGAAUUGCACUUCAAUUCAGACUGCUUUUAAAACAAGCUGUGUUUUAAAUAGCUUCCCACUCAAAGGGAAGAUGUAACUUAGCUUCUCUUGUCAAUGUGAGAGGAUGUUACGGGUGUAUUGAAGAGCAGUAAAGUGGAAGUCAAUGUAUUACAUGUAGGCCAUGUUUCA
This is a messenger RNA of Zonotrichia albicollis (white-throated sparrow), 7697 nucleotides long. It is a transcript of the gene PPEF2, whose product is annotated as protein phosphatase with EF-hand domain 2. The record is from RefSeq and is a predicted model, not a curated record. Lineage: Eukaryota; Metazoa; Chordata; Aves; Passeriformes; Passerellidae. Gene Ontology annotation, molecular function: manganese ion binding; iron ion binding; Hsp90 protein binding. Gene Ontology annotation, biological process: detection of stimulus involved in sensory perception; negative regulation of MAPK cascade.